This is a messenger RNA of Lemur catta (Ring-tailed lemur), 1171 nucleotides long. RefSeq names its product ripply transcriptional repressor 1 (gene RIPPLY1). The transcript is spliced from 4 exons. The coding region runs from base 96 to 617 and encodes 173 amino acids. Gene Ontology annotation, cellular component: nucleus. Gene Ontology annotation, biological process: negative regulation of transcription by RNA polymerase II; embryonic pattern specification. Lineage: Eukaryota; Metazoa; Chordata; Mammalia; Primates; Lemuridae. The record is from RefSeq and is a predicted model, not a curated record.
GCUUAUAAAAGGGUCUCCCAGAAAAGGCCAAAAGAGUGUAGAAGGUUCUGGGAAAUAGGAGACCCCACAGCCUGCCUGGCCUUGGCACCCUAAGGAUGGACUCUGCCACUCACGCCGCUGCCGCCCCCGGCCCAGCCCCCGCCCUGGCCCUGGCUCCAGCCCUCACGCAAGCCCCCCUGGCACUCCCUGGCCUGUUUUGCCCAACGCCCCUCCUCUCCUCUGGACAAGAAGUGGAUGGGAGGGAAAGAGGACCUUGUCACUGGAGGCCCUGGCUGUCCUCCACAAAUGACACUCCAAGGCAGGCGGCUGGUGGAGCAGCAGCUACUGAGGUCACCAAGACCAACUCUGAGUUUCAUCACCCCGUCAGGCUCUUCUGGCCCAAAUCCUGCUCCUUUGACUACCUGUACAGUGCUGGGGAGAUUUUACUGCAGAACCUCCCUGUCCAGGCCACCAUCAACCUGUAUGAGGACUCAGACAGCGAAGACGAGGAGGAAGAAGAGGAGGAGGAAGAGGAGGCAGAUGAAAAGGGGCCAGAAGGGUGUGCCAGGGUACCAGGGUCCGCACCACACAAGGCCACAGCUCAUCCCCCUUCCCUGCCCCUGCCCUGUCCGAACUGAAGCAACAGUAUGCCUGGCAAGCUUCCAUGGGCGUCGAUCAGCCAGGAGUCUCUGGGCACAGCUUUCUGGACUGAAAAUUGGGUCCUCAAGCUGCCCAGCUCACCCUGGCUUACCUGACUGGCCUGUGAACCCAGGCCUCUGGCAUCUCAUUAUCUGGGCUGCUGUUGUGUUGACAGCGGGAGGGUCCUAGGAGCUCUAGAGGAAGGAAGACCUGGUUUCUGAAGCCCCCAGGAAGCAGAGCAGGACAGAGCAUGCCCUUGCAGGGGGAAGCAGUCACCCCUUAGGGCCCUUUGACUCUGCAGCCUUCCCAGGUGGCCAUGUGGUUCCCGCCUCCCCAUGUAAAGCCCGACUUCUGGCUUCACCUCCAGAAAUACCGACGCCAGAGCCAAGAAAAGCUGGGGUGCCUUUCUCAUGGGUCUUACAGGAAGGGGAGGGGGCAUCUGCAGAAUCAGCCCCCUCUGGGGUCCCUCCCCCUGUUUAGCCUACUGUCCAUUGAAGUCUGUGUGUUGGCAUAAGAUGAAUCAGAGGAAAAAUAAACUGGAUGUUUGCCUUUU